This is a messenger RNA of Aureobasidium melanogenum CBS 110374, 1596 nucleotides long. RefSeq lists its product as uncharacterized. NCBI's taxonomy places the organism in Eukaryota, Fungi, Ascomycota, Dothideomycetes, Dothideales, Saccotheciaceae. The transcript has a single exon. The coding region runs from base 1 to 1596 and encodes 531 amino acids. The record is from RefSeq and is a predicted model, not a curated record.
AUGCGAUCAGGAUUUGCCCAACGGGCCGCUCGAAAUACUCAACAGGUCCGCCGCCUUUCAACGCCACUCCAGGAUGCCAAAUCAGAUCAUGAAGAGAAGAAGCAAGAGAAGGAACAAGGUGCCAUGUCUCGAAGACUGGCUGCAUUGAGUGAAGAAGGACUAGAGUCCGGAGGCCGAAGCGCUCGUAAAGCCGUGGAAGAAGCAGGCUUCGACGAAGGUCUCAAACAAGAAUUACUCGAGCGAAUCGCUACUGCUUCUUUUCGGAACGAGCACGCUGGAGCCAUAUCUCAGGCAGAGAUGCCCAACAGUGCAAGCCGCCAUAGCAGAGACAUAGCUGGCGCGACGCCAUGGUCUGGUACCGAAAUUGUCCACGAUGCGUCGCUUCGCAUGCUCAAUGACUCCUACAAACCCCUAAAGCCUAUACGUGGAUCGUCCACAGGGCCGGCUCGCGGACCCCCUAGCAAGAUCGAUACUGGCAGACCAAGGAACGCUCCUUCAUCAGGCAUGAGGUUGGCAAAUGCACGCGAUAAGACGUCUAUCUAUGCAGAAAUGAAAGAUCUACCCGAUGAGGAGAGGGAGAAAUUCAGGAAGGAACUGAAAGAACGCUUUACACCCGCGGCUCGCUCUGCACCGGUAACAUUAAAGGGUCUGGAAUCCCUCGCCAACGAGCGCAUAGAGGACGCAAUUGCUCGAGGCAAGUUUAAGAAUCUACCCAGAGGAAAGGCUAUCGAGCGUGAUUACAAUGCCAGUAGUCCCUUCAUCAACACGACUGAAUACAUGCUCAACCGCAUGAUUCAGCGACAAGACAUUGUGCCUCCCUGGAUCGAAAAGCAGCAAGACAUUGUCAGCACUUCCACUCGAUUCAGAGCCCGUCUGCGUGCUGAUUGGCGAAGACACGUUGCGAGGUCCAUCUCCAGUAGAGGAGGGUCUCUGGAAAGCCAACUAGCACUCGCUGAGGAAUAUGCGCGGGCGGAAGCCAUCGACAACCCGCCUGCAAAAAAGCGAACAGAGAAGCUCAACACCAUUGACAGUGCUGGUAAUCUUACCCAAAUAACUCUCGACGGCGAGAUUCUUCCAUCUGGUACUGCUACCACCAAGGACUCUCAACAUAUAACAAUCACCGAGAUACCCAUAGAUGAGGAAGCCCAGCCGCUAUCACCAGAGAAUGAGUUACAGAUUUCUGUUGAUGCACCAUUAGAAGCUGCGGUAGAAGAACCAAAGACUCCGCCACCCAGGGUCGCACCAUUCAGGGAUGCAGACUGGUUGCGCACUGAGAGGGCUUACCAUCAAACUGCCAUCGAUAAUCUUAACCAGUUGACCCGCUCAUAUAAUCUCAUGUGUCCAGCUCUGGCACAGCGACCAUACUUCUUCCUGGAUCGCGAAUUGAACUCGUGCUACGCAGAAGUUGCUCCGCAAGUGGCCGAGACCAUCAGGGAACGUGCGGUGGCACCAAAGCCAAGGUUCGAGGCAGCUCCCAGUAACAAACCAGCUCGGAUUCUGAGCAACUUGGCUGGUCCUGCUAGUAAGGUGUAUGAUGAGCAGCGGCCUCAGUUUGGUUUCCGAGAUCUCUGGAGAGAGUGGUUUAGCAAGAAGUAA